This is a messenger RNA of Didymodactylos carnosus, 6160 nucleotides long. NCBI's taxonomy places the organism in Eukaryota, Metazoa, Rotifera, Eurotatoria, Philodinida, Philodinidae. The record is from the annotation of a GenBank genome assembly.
AUGGAAGCUAUGGAGAUUGAAUCAGUCCACGUGGAUUCAGAGGAAUUGACAUCUGCUAAUUUAUAUCAUGCUUGCGAAAACAAUAAUAUUGAACAAGUGAUGCGUUAUAUUGAAUCAGCAAAUAUCAAUGAUAUAAUUAAUGAAAAAUAUCAUCCAAGUGGAAGUACUGCCCUGCAUAUUGCUGCGCACAAAGGACACAAUGAGAUUGUAAAAUUAUUAUUGAAAAACGGUGCAUUUCGUUCAACAACAAAUAAAUAUGGUUUAACACCAUUUGAAGAAGCUCGAACUGAAGAGACAAAAGAUCUUUUUCGACGAAUAAAUACUAGACAUUCAUUUAUCGGAAAUCUAUAUGAUACUAUUAUAUAUGAUGAUUAUAUUGAAUGGGUGAUUGCAGAUACUGACUUAGUAAAAGAAUGUGAUCACUUCAAAAACGGUACGGAUUCAUUGAAAAGAUAUGACUAUUUAGCAACACGAGAACUAUUAGUUGAAAUCAUCAGUUAUUAUAUUAAAGAAUAUCUGGUACAAAGCGAAGGCUUGUCUGAUGCACACAUAAAAGAGAUUGAAUAUGAUUUUACAGAAGCACUUCACCAACGAGAUAUCAUUCAUUAUCUUAUUAAAGCUUAUACAUCAUCAACAGCAAACUUUUAUAAAAUUCUUAAUAAACAUUUGGCAAAGUACUUGAUGGAUUAUUUCGAUCAGAAGAUUAACUUUAGACCUAAUUAUCGGCUAGUUAAUUGUCUAAAAAACAUUGUAGCUCUACUCAUACAUCAUCCAGAUUUUAUCAAUCAUCAUUUCAUCGGAACAACAUAUCGUGGAAUGUUAAUGACUGAAAACGACCUUGGCAAGUAUCAAACUGGUAGUCAAAUAAUGAAUCGAACAUUUCUAUCUACAUCGAAAAAGCUAACAGUUGCAGAGUUCUUUGCUGGGGAAGGACAAAAAAACAGUUUUCGGAAAACACCCGAUAGAAUGCACAUUCAAAUAUCAGUAGUGUGUCAAUACAAAAUCAGAAAUAUCCGCACUGCUCUCGAUAUUGAAUUAAUGUCGAAUAUUUUGGAUGAACAAGAAGUGUUAAUUACACCAUUUGCAACAUUUAACGUUACUAAUGUGAAACGCCAUGAUCCAACAACUAAUCCAUCCGUUUUGGUUGAAAUAGAGCUAGAAGAAUAUGAGUCAGUUUGUGAACUUACUUACUUGUGUGAACUGAUUCGGUACCAGCAUAAACGAUAUUCUCGGAUUGAACGGUUAAUGAAUCCAGCAAAAUCUUUUCCAACUGAACAAAGCUACAUUAAUUUAGCUAUACUAGAAAUCAAAGAACAACAAAAAAAAGAAAAGAAGCUCUGUGACGCUCAGCAAAGGGAUGCGAUCAUCGGUACCUUUGAAGAGAUACACGAAGCAAAGGCUGUAGUCGAUGUCAAGGACAUUUUUGAAACUUGCAAAAAUCAAACGAAGAAGGUACUCGUGCUUGGACGGGCUGGAAUCGGCAAAACAACAUUUUGUCGAUAUGUUGCUUAUCGAUGGGCAAAUGGCACAAUUUGGCCACAAUAUAAGCUGAUUUUCUUGAUUCCACUACGGCGUUUAACUGAAAGUCGUUAUCCUCCAUUGCCAUCCGGCAUUAGCUAUUCUCGAAUUGAUCUCGUUGAAAAGGAAUGUUUCCAUCAUGCUCUUUCUGACAAAGAUAAAAUAUAUUUGAUAGAACAGUUUGACAAAAGUCAAGUUCUAUGGCUUUUGGAUGGGUAUGAUGAAAUUGUACAAAAUGUACCAGCACAUCUACAAUAUUUAUUCGAGCAGUUACUUAACACUCCACACCACAUCUUGACCUCUCGUCCAUACUCAAACAAGUUAUCAUAUGAUGUGGUAAUGGAAAUUACAGGUUUUACGGAUGAUAAUAUAGGUGAGUAUGUGAAGCAGUUCUUCGAUCAAAUUACAGGUGAAUCAGAUGAUGCAUCAUCCACAGGACAAAACCUACUGGACUUCUUAAAAUUGAGUACAAACAUUUGGGGUAUUGCACAUAUUCCAGUGAACCUCGAACUGAUUUGUAGUCUUUGGGCCGACACAGAUUGGUCCAUGAGUAGAGAACUCACAAUGACACAGCUAUACGAUAGGAUUACAGAAUGGCUAUGUCGAAGAUAUUUGGAAAAACAACGAAACAUUGAAAUAAUUCUAAUGACUAAAGAGGAUGUUUAUAAAAGUUGCCACAAAGAACUGGCAUUCCUAGAAAGCAUGGCUUUUAACGGCAUGACAACUAACACGAUAAUUCUACGGCCGCCAUUGCUGAAAAAAGCAUUAAAGGAUACUAAGUGCUCGUUAAGGGAUCACCCAUACUUACUCAAUAUAGGCAUUCUAAAAUCAUUCAACCAUCAGGCUGUUGGCACUCAAAUCGAAACUGACAAAGACCAUUAUUUUGUUCAUCUGAGUUUUCAGGAACAUUUCGCUGCACGAUAUUUGGUUACCGCUCUCGCGGAUCCUCCAUGCCAAGAAGCAAUCGAGUUUCUCAAGUGCAACAAGUACAAUCAACGUUUCGGACAAGUAUUUACUUUUGUAUCGGGUCUUCUGACUGAGAGUAAUUCUGAAUCAUGCAUAAGAACAUUCUGGGCCACAAUACUAAGAGAGCCGUUGGAUCUAGUUGGCCUAAGACACAUACAACUAGUUAUUGCUUGCGUUGAGGAGACUAGUGGUAACUCAAAUCUUCCUGGUCGCGCCGAGUUGAUCAGCCCGAUAAUAAAGUGGUUAAAAUAUGCUGUGCUUUCAGAAUCCGAUGUAAUAAUUCAACAGCUGACAGACUCAUUGAGAAGGAGCGCUUCAUUAACACGUGAGCCAGCAGUAAUGGAUACUCUGAUCCAGCUGCUUCAAAACCAACAAACAAAAGUGAAAACGAAUGUAUGCUCUUUGAUAUCAAAAUUACCACUUACAAAACCUCAUCCUAAGCUUAUUCAUUCACUGCUCAUUGCGCUUCGUGACGACAGUGCAGAUGUGAGAUAUUCUGCAUGUCAAGCUCUCUGGAAAAUGGGUGACAAAGCAGCAACUUCUGAAGUGCUUAGAGCACUGCUCAUUGCACUUGGUCAUGAGAAGUAUUAUGUUAGAUCUUCGGUAUGUAAAGUUCUAAGGCAAAUGGGAGACAGAGCAGCAACUUCUGAAGUGAUUAGAGCACUACUCAAUGCACUUGGUGAUGAGAACGAGAAUGUCAGACAAAAUGUAUGCAAAGCUCUCGGGAAAAUGGGUGACAAAGCAGCAACUUCUGAAGUGAUUAGAGUACUACUCAAUGCACUUAGUGAUAAGAAUGGGUAUGUCAGACAAGAUGUAUGUGAAGCUCUCGGGAAAAUGGGUGAAAAAGCAGCAACUUCUGAAGUGAUUAGAGCACUAGUAAAUGCACUUGGUGAUAACAAUGAGAACGUCAGAUAUUCUGCAUGUGAAGCUCUCGGGGAAAUGGGAGGCAAAGCAGCAACUUCUGAAGUGAUUAGAGCACUAGUAAAUGCACUUGGUGAUAACAAUGAGAACGUCAGAUAUUCUGCAUGUGAAGCUCUCGGGGAAAUGGGAGGCAAAGCAGCAACUUCUGAAGUGAUUAAAGCACUAUUCAAUGCACUUAGUGACGACGAUGAAAGUGUCAGAUAUUCUGCAUAUGAAGCUCUAGGGAAAAUGGGAGACAAAGCAGCAACUUCUGAAGUGAUUAGAGCACUAGUAAAUGCACUUGGUGAUAACAAUGAGAACGUCAGAUAUUCUGCAUGUGAAGCUCUCGGGGAAAUGGGUGAAAAAGCAGCAACUUCUGAAGUGAUUAGAGCACUAGUAAAUGCACUUGGUGAUAACAAUGAGAACGUCAGAUAUUCUGCAUGUGAAGCUCUCGGGGAAAUGGGAGGCAAAGCAGCAACUUCUGAAGUGAUUAAAGCACUAUUCAAUGCACUUAGUGACGACGAUGAAAGUGUCAGAUAUUCUGCAUAUGAAGCUCUAGGGAAAAUGGGAGACAAAGCAGCAACUUCUGAAGUGAUUAAUGCACUUAGUGAUGAGAAUGAGAAUGUCAGAUGGCGUGCAUGUAAAACUCUCGGGAAAAUGGGAGACAAAGCAGCAACUUAUGAAGUGAUUAGAGCACUGCUCAAUGCACUUGGCGAUAAGAAUGAGAAUGUCAGAUAUUCUGCAUGUGAAGCUCUCGGAAAUAUGGGUGACAAAGGAGUAACUUCUGAAGUGAUUAGAGCACUACUCAUUGCACUUGGUGAUAACAAUAAGAAUGUCAGAUAUUCUGCAUGUGAAGCUUUCGGGAAUAUGGGUGACAAAGCAGCAACUUCUGAAGUGAUUAGAGCACUACUCAAUGCACUUGGUGAUAAGAAUGAGAAUGUCAGACAAAAUGUAUGUGAAGCUCUCGGGGAAAUGGGUGACAAAGCAGCAACUUCUGAAGUGAUUAGAGCAUUACUCAGUGCACUUGGUGAUAAGAAGGCUUCUGCAAGGAAGUGCAGUGACCGUUACUGGAGAGACUAUUGUAGUAUACGGUGGUAAAGAGCCAACGGUGGUGGACGUUUGCAGUUUAAAUCAUACAAGACUGAGUCAGAAAUUAGUGGAAGCUUUUGUUGAUCAAACAGAAAGACUUGACUUAUCUUUUAACGUGCCUAGUUCGUUUGUUGAAAACGUUUCGCUUGAUGAGCACACUUUCUCUCUAAUAAGGGGUUCCAUUCGGACAUGUAGGAUAUCGUAAUUUAAUGGCGGCUUCACAUCCUUAUUAAGAAACAGUACAGUUGUUUUUAUUCAUUCUUCGUAGUUUUAGCACUGAUUGGCCCCAAUAAACUUGUGAAAACAAAGGUUCUCUCGUUGCUCAGAUUAAAAAUGAGUAGAUGUAACUGGUAUGAAAUAUUAGUUAAUGCUUGAGAAUUAACGUUAGUUCAUGCAGCUACGAGACACGUUUUCUUUCCUUGUUCUUCUUGCAAUAGUUAAAUUUAGGCGCUCCGAUAUAACGUUUUGACAGAUCACUGUCCUGGAUACGAAAAUGUCAUUUUCAGGAAAUAUUUUAUUACUCUUCUCUCACUGGUUUAGAAUAUCCACCUUAUGUUUCCACAUAGCCGUAGAAUCUACCCGUUGAUGCGAGAGGAAAAACCGGAUUGCUCCAGAAGAAAUUGUUCCUCCAGCGGGAACCAGCUAAUAACGGAAAUCAAUCAAAUCAUUUCGAAAGUGCCAAUUAAAUUGGCUUUUAUAGUUUGAUUUUACUUGACGUUGUAACUUCUGUACUGUAUAAUUGUAUUAUUCUGAACCGAUCUUAUAAAAAAAUGAGUAAUAACAACGGUUGAAAAAUUUCUGCGUUAUGUAUGCUGUUUUUUUUUUGCACCAUAUUAAUAACAUAUUAUAAACUGAAAUGCAAAAACAGAAAAAGAAAGAAACAAAACAUGUGUUUAAAAGAAAGGUAAAAAAGGCAGUGUAGAGAAAUCUAUUUUCUAGAGGAGCAACAGAGACAUUUUUUAUUAUCACGUUCGUAAUAUAGUUAACAAUAAACAUAACAAUUGCGGGUAGAUUGUUUACAGAUCUAUACCUUUCAUCCAUUUUUUCUGAAAAAAAUUGUGUCCAGUAGCAUCUGGGCCAUAUUUUUUUUACUAAAGUUUAGUUGUUCUUGCAUUUAUUUCAUUCAUAUUCUACAUUUUACCGAAGAACAGAAAAAAUUCAUAAUACAAAACUAGCGAGAAAAUAAGAAGAAAAUAUUUCCUGAUAAAAGAUUCGAAAAUAGUUUCUUUACCUUCUUUCCUAGUAUGUUGUACGACUACUAACGAGACACGAGACUACGAGACUAUACCCGGGUACGAGAGCGAGUAUACGAGAACCCCGGUCUCGCUCUCGGUCUCGUUACAUACCUAACCGACAUCGACUCCAUCUGUGCACAACUAGGUAAAGAUGUGACUGCAUCGUCGAACGAUGAUCUCUCGAUGAGCGUCAUCUCCAACAACAACUCAUCAUCCAACAAACAAGAAGCCUCAUUCAUGUACUUUCAGCUCCUCAUCGACAUUCUCCUUCGCAUGGAUGGCACACAUGGCAAUGGCAAACAAGAGAUGGUGGAUGCAUGUCGACAACAGUAUGCUGGCAAGGAGAGUGAACCCCAGAUCGUCACUGAGUUCGAUGAUGAGUACUCGGCUGAGACAACCAUUUGGUAGUACACGCGUGAGUGUUUCCUCUAUCGCAUGCUCAUCCAGGCACU